AUGACGGGAUUUGCUAAAUACUUGAAGGACUUGUUGAAAAAGAAAAGACCAAUCAAGUAUGAUACGGUGGGAAUCACCUACCGUGUGAGCUCUAUUAUUUCAUCCACAAAGAUUGACAAGAAGGGAGAUUCCGGGGCUUUCACUAUUCCUUGCACCAUCGGUCACCAUGAAAUUGCUCGUGCCUUGUGUGAUAAUGGGGCUAGUGCUAAUUUGAUUCCACUAGCCAUCUAUAAAAAAUCCGGUUUGGGGACACCUAGACCAACGAGCAUGCAUCUCCAAAUGGCCGAUAGAACCACCACGAGACCGAUAGGGGUUGUUGAUGAUGUCCUUGUUAGAGUGGGGCAAUUUUUAUUACCGGCGGAUUUUGUCAUCCUUGAUUGUGCGGUUGACAAAGAAAUCCUAAUUAUCUUGGGAAGGCCAUUUCUUGACACCAGGAGAGCUUUAAAGGACUUAGAAAAGAAUGAAUAA
Molecule: messenger RNA, 468 nt
Organism: Lycium barbarum (goji berry)
Lineage: Eukaryota; Viridiplantae; Streptophyta; Magnoliopsida; Solanales; Solanaceae
Exons: 1
Coding region: 1-468 (155 amino acids)
Source: RefSeq, a predicted model, not a curated record